Molecule: messenger RNA, 270 nt
Organism: Parnassius apollo (apollo)
Lineage: Eukaryota; Metazoa; Arthropoda; Insecta; Lepidoptera; Papilionidae
Source: the annotation of a GenBank genome assembly
AUGGCCUUUUAUGGGUUCACUCAAUGCAAUGUUGCACCUAACUGUAACAACAGGCAGUUGGAGCUCGUGCUGUGCACUAGCGGCGGCGUCUCAGUGAGUGCAGCGGGCGAGGGUCUGCAGCCCGUGCAAGUGUACCAUCCACCGCUUCCGUGCACGUCGCGACGGAGCGCGCGCCGCAGCCUCCCCCGCAACCACUAUACCUUCUGGAUCGCCGUGUAUACGAUACUUGUGCUCUCUAUUCCCGAUAACUUGCAAAUUAUGGAAUUUUAA